CUGGUACGCAAUUGCUGCGUUGCUACUUUGGUUCAGAAUUAUCAUCACGUUCCAUUGGCUUUUGUUCCACCUAAGGAACGUACUUGAACACUAUAAUGCCUCCAUCAACCCAGCUAUCGCGCAUACAUCAACUGCCCUCGGGCAUUCGACAUAUCAUCGCCAGGAAUGCGACUUGUGCGACGCUCCCUUCGAUUAUCACGACAAGACAGCUAGCACAUGCAGCAACACGUCCGAAACUCGGUGCUCUGGCAAAUGUAUAUCUUUCGCAGCAGCAGCGGAGCAUAACCAUCAAACAAUUAGAUUCUGGACGAGACAACCGAGAACGAGUAGUCAUCCUGGGAAGCGGCUGGGCGGGCUUCACUGUCGCAAGACAGCUCAAUACGAAGAAAUAUCAGACCGUAGUGGUAUCUCCAAGAUCCUACUUCGCGUUCACUCCUUUACUUGCCUCCACAGCCGUCGGCACUCUCGAGUUUCGAACAGCUCUGGAGCCAGUCAGGAGUCGGCGCACCAAGGUUGAGUUUGUUCAGGGCUGGGCCGACGACGUAGACUUCAAGAACAAGACUCUCACCGUUGAGCAGGCGGUGGAUGAUCCAACCCAAGGACUAGCAUUGACCCAAGAUCGCCACGCAGGUGAGACACAAGAGCAGAGGGCAUUGGAGAAGCAGUCAGAUAUUGAGAAAGGCAAGACCUUUGAUCUGGCAUACGACAAGUUGAUCGUCACAGUCGGCUGCUACAGCCAAACUUUCGGAACACCAGGAGUCAGAAAGUACGCUUUCUUCCUUAAAGAUGUUGGCGAUGCGCGCAAGAUCAGGAACCGGCUUCUGGCGUGCUUCGAAGCAGCAGCUUUGCCAACUACACCAGAGGAGAUGAAGAGGCAACUGUUGAACUUCGCGGUGGUUGGAGGCGGUCCAACUGGAAUCGAGUUCAGCGCCGAACUGCACGACCUGAUUAACGAAGACAUGGCUAAGAUUUAUCCUGAACUGAUCAAAUACCACAAGAUCACCGUCUAUGACGUGGCAGAGAAGGUGUUGCCCAUGUUUGACGAGAAGCUGGCAGGCUACGCGAUGGACAAAUUCAAGCGCGAAGGGAUUGAUAUCAAGACCAAGCAUCACGUUGAAGAGUUGAGCCCGGGCUCUCCAUACGAGCGAAAUAACCUGAAGAAUGAUAAGGACUUCAGGCUGUUCACAUUGAAGAUCAAGGAGGAAGGCGAACUCGGUGUGGGCAUGUGCGUCUGGAGCACCGGGCUGAUGCAGAAUCCCUUCGUGCACCAGGCUCUCAGCAAUGUACGCGCAGUCCCUGACAACCUCCGACUCAUCGAGUCAGCAGGAGACCCCAGCUUUGCCAAAGAUGUAGCAUGGAAGGUCAAAAAGGACGAAAGAUCUGGAUCCAUCAUCACUGAUGAUCGCCUGCGUCUCAAGGUUGUGCCCCAAGGCAAGAACGACAAGCACGUGGCAGCUAUCGUCGACGAUGUCUACGUCCUUGGGGACUGUGGUAUCAUCGAAGGGACGAGGUACCCCGCGACAGCGCAGGUUGCUUCGCAGAAGGGCCUCUGGCUGGCCAAGCGGCUCAACAAGCAGGACCUUGACAAAGCUGGCUUCAAGUUCAAGGAUCUGGGUACGUUGGCGUACAUCGGUAACUGGGACGCGCUCUUCCAGGGUGGCAAGUGGGGUAGACUGCAAGGCUACAUUGCGUGGGCGAUCUGGCGUGGUGCCUACUUGACCAGGACGGUCAGCUGGAGGAACAAAAUAUUGGUGCCUGUUUACUGGGCUGUCAAUUGGCUGUUCGGCCGCGACAUCAGCCGCUUCUGAGCUUCUCUGAGUCACAGUAACGAGGAGUGUUGUAAGAUGAGAUAGGCUGUAACAUAGUUUCGAUGGGUUAAUUAAGUACUAUUAGAUCAACACAUACGAUUUUCGCGAUUGAGCUAGGACGUUGACGUCCUCCCCGG
This is a messenger RNA of Macroventuria anomochaeta, 1945 nucleotides long. Its product is annotated as nucleotide-binding domain-containing protein. Lineage: Eukaryota; Fungi; Ascomycota; Dothideomycetes; Pleosporales; Didymellaceae. The record is from RefSeq and is a predicted model, not a curated record. Bases 96 to 1808 code for a protein of 570 amino acids. The transcript has 3 exons. Gene Ontology annotation, molecular function: NADH dehydrogenase activity.